AUGGGUUUCUUCGUGCCUCAAUCAUCUCUAGUGAAUUUGAAAAACUACAAAUAUAGUAGUGAAGAUCGCUCUAUUGUAACCAAGUAUAUCUUAAAACCAUUUUGGACAAAAUUUGCUUUAAUUUUCCCAACAUGGAUGGCUCCAAACUUGGUUACUUUAUUAGGAUUUUGUUUCAUCUUAAUAAAUGUCGCUACGACUCUAUACUAUGAUCCAUCAUUAACCCAAGAAUCCCCUCGUUGGACUUAUUUCUCAUAUGCUCUAGGACUAUUUCUUUAUCAAACAUUUGAUGCUUGUGAUGGGAUGCAUGCUCGUAGAACUGGGCAAUCAGGACCAUUGGGUGAGUUAUUUGAUCACUGUGUUGAUUCUUUGAAUACCACCUUGUCUAUCCUUCCAUUUUGUUCUGCAAUGGGUAUGGGUUACACACAUAUACUGAUAUUUGCUCAAUUUAGUUGUUUAUGCAAUUUCUAUUUGAGCACUUGGGAAGAAUUCCAUACACAUAAAUUAUUCUUAAGUGAAUUUUCAGGUCCAGUUGAAGGGAUAUUAGGCUUAGUUGGAUUUUUCAUUUUAACUGGUAUAUUUGGGCAAGAUGCAAUCUGGAACGUCCAUUUAUUUGAUAUCACUUUAUUUGUUAAUAAACCUUUUAAUGUUACUACCUCACACGCGCUAAUUUACUUAAUAGUAAUCGGUAUUAUUUUUAAUAUUAUUUCUGCAAGAAGAAAUGUUAUUGAAUAUUAUGAAAAAAAUACCCCUUCAGAAAAUAGAACUGCUAUUGAAAAGAAUAUUAAUAAUGCCUUCAAAGGCUUAUUGCCCUUUAUCUUGUUCUAUAUUCCGGUUUUCUUCCUAAUAUCAAUUCAACCAAAUUUUAUUAAUUUGCCAUUUAUACUAAGUAUUGGUUUUACAAUGGCUUUCGUCGUAGGUCGUAUAAUUGUUGGACAUCUAACACAACAACAUUAUCCAAUGAUAAAUCCUCCAAUGUUUUUGCCUGUUUUACAAAUAGCCACAUAUUUGUUCAUGGUAAAUGGUUUAAAUUACGAACAAAUUACCGUCAGUACUGCACUAUCAUGGUUUGGUUUUGGUUUAUCUGUGGGUAUGCAUGCUUUUUUCAUAAAUGAAAUUAUUUAUGAAUUCACCACUUACUUAGAUAUGUAUGCAUUAUCCAUUAAACAUCCAAAGAAACUAUCUUAA
Henningerozyma blattae CBS 6284 is the source of this 1185-nucleotide messenger RNA. RefSeq names its product diacylglycerol cholinephosphotransferase (gene CPT1). Lineage: Eukaryota; Fungi; Ascomycota; Saccharomycetes; Saccharomycetales; Saccharomycetaceae. Bases 1 to 1185 code for a protein of 394 amino acids. Gene Ontology annotation, biological process: phospholipid biosynthetic process. The record is from RefSeq and is a predicted model, not a curated record. Gene Ontology annotation, molecular function: phosphotransferase activity, for other substituted phosphate groups. Gene Ontology annotation, cellular component: membrane. The transcript has 2 exons.